Messenger RNA from Pelobates fuscus (common spadefoot toad), 1144 nucleotides. RefSeq names its product pancreas associated transcription factor 1a (gene PTF1A). The record is from RefSeq and is a predicted model, not a curated record. Lineage: Eukaryota; Metazoa; Chordata; Amphibia; Anura; Pelobatidae. Gene Ontology annotation, biological process: regulation of transcription by RNA polymerase II; developmental process. The transcript has 2 exons. The coding region runs from base 77 to 898 and encodes 273 amino acids. Gene Ontology annotation, molecular function: protein dimerization activity; RNA polymerase II transcription regulatory region sequence-specific DNA binding; DNA-binding transcription factor activity, RNA polymerase II-specific.
CCUCAACCUGCAAAGGGACCACAGGAGACCAGGACCACUGCUGUCACUGGGGCCACCAUCACGCCAGAGGGGGAACAUGGACUCAGUUCUGGAGCAGUUUACCGGCUUGGAGUCCUUCCCUUCUCCUUACUUUGAUGAAGAGGAUUUCUUCACUGACCAGUCCUCCAGGGACCACCUGGACGCUGAGGACUUCUUGGAUGACGAUGUGGACUUCCUGACCGGCCAGAUCCAGGAGUACUACAAGGACAGCCGGGUCAUGCAUGGAGAAGACUAUGGAGACCCAGGCAACUUCUCCUUCUCUUCCUCCUCCUCCUCCUCCUCGUCGGGGGGCUUCCCAUAUGGCUGCGGGGAGGGGUCCUGCGAGCUGUCCCCAGGGAUGAAGGAGGGCAGCUCGGGAAUGAAGCGGAGGAAGAGGAUGAGGUCUGAUAUGGAGAUGCAGCAGCUCAGGCAGGCGGCCAACGUGAGGGAGCGCCGAAGGAUGCAGUCCAUCAAUGAUGCCUUUGAAGGUCUGAGGUCCCACAUCCCCACCUUGCCCUACGAGAAAAGACUGUCCAAGGUGGACACCCUGCGCCUGGCCAUCGGCUACAUCAACUUUCUGAGCGAGCUGGUCCAGUCUGACCUCCCACUGAGGAACACCAACACCGAGAGUCCGCACCAACCCAAGAAAGUCAUCAUCUGUCACAGGAGCACCAGAUCUCCGUCUCCCAGUGACCCAGAUUAUGGGCUCCCUCCUCUCACUGGACAUUCCCUGUCAUGGACUGAUGAAAAACAACUCAGAGAUCAAAACGUUAUCAGAACUGCUAAAGUGUGGACCCCAGAAGACCCCAGGAAAUUAAACAAAUCUUCCUUCAGCAACAUAGAAAAUGAGCCCCCUAUGACGCUGGUUCUAGACCUGUGAAUACUGGAUAUGCAAUAUUCCAUGUGUGUAAAUAAUGUGUAUAUAUAUAUGUGUGUAAAUAUUUAUAGACUCCAAUCUAAUGUAUAAUCUUUAUCACACGGAUGGCAAUCAGCUCGAUAUUUAUAUAUUUAUUACUAUUUUGUUUAGAAAACAAAAAUCUGAAUGUGUAAUUUAUAUAAUUGAAUUGAAGUAUAUGCAAUGACAGCACCUUUGUAUGAACUAAAAUCGAUCUAAUUUCAUAUCAAU